Molecule: messenger RNA, 4484 nt
Organism: Chelonia mydas (Green sea turtle)
Lineage: Eukaryota; Metazoa; Chordata; Testudines; Cheloniidae
Gene: SCP2
Product: sterol carrier protein 2
Exons: 16
Coding region: 1830-3695 (621 amino acids)
Molecular function (GO): acyltransferase activity, transferring groups other than amino-acyl groups
Source: RefSeq, a predicted model, not a curated record
GACGCAGCCCCCUCCCCCGCUUCACAGCGUUUCCCAAGGUCCCUAAUUAUGUAGCUGCGCUCCUUCUGCCUUAAGGUUUUAACUACUGCCCAUCACCGUAGUAUCUGGGCUGGGGUACCAGAUAGCAAGUGUGAAAGAUCGAGACACUUUGUGUGGGGGUGUGGGGGGGUGUGUGGUUGCAUAUAUAAGACAAAGCUCCCAACGUCUGGACGGUCCGAUAACCUGGGCACAAAAUGUUUCCCUGCCCCCAUCCCUGAAUGCUCUGAGGGGACGAGACUUGGGGCCAGCUCCCUGUGCAGCAAAGGGCUUCGACUCUUCUCAUGCUUGAACUCUCACGCCUGUCUCCCAGAAUGGUUUUAGGCAUGACUCUAAUGCCCCCUGCCUUCAAACUGUUCUGGUUAAUAGGUGUUCUCCCCCCACCAACGUUGGAGCCGAGCCUAUUCAUCUCAUUCUGAGUUAGGGGAACAUGUAGGAGAGGAAUGUAUUUUCUGGAUUUGACAAAUCAGAAGACUUUCUUUGGUGAGUGGAUAACUGAAAUGGCUCCAGUUGCCCUUGUUAGAGAUCCAGUCACAAGUGGCUAGUCCUCAGGAGUAGACCACCCAAUGCAUUUUUGGACGAAGUGCGCCUCCUGUCUGGGGUCUGUACAGCCCUGCUGGAGAUGCUGAAGUGGGGCUGCCUGGUGGCCACGUGUUCUGCUCCUUUCUCUGGUGCAGUUCCCGGAAGUAAGUAGAGAUCCCCGCACCUUGUUCAGCCUAAGGGGAUCCACCGGGGCAAAGUGUCCCUCAACAAGGCAGACAAGAUCGUCUGGCAGCUGGUGAAGAAAUGACUGUUCCUUCCCUAGAGAGCCAGCAACAAACCGGUCUACAUCGCUCACAGGCACUGUGGCACCAAUGUCCCCCACAUGGGCAACCUGUGUGACGUCGUGGUGAUCACCCACGCCUUCCGCCUGUUGACGUAUCUCGAUGCCGCGGUAAGGAACAUUGCGGCGAACGCCCUGCGUGGAAUGAUGUGACAAAGAAGCGGAUUGGCAGAGCCCCCUCCAACCAAGACAUCGCCACCUUCCUGAGCGGCUCCCUGGAUGGCGAAUUCGGACAGGACAGGGGCGCCAUCACUUCACUGUGGUUCCGCGCUCACAAUGACACGCGUCACCUGGGGAAGCGUGUCGGCUGCCGCUGGGAGUCCUGGUGCCACAGAUCAGGUCCAACGUCAACACCAUUGUCACCCCGAGCUCCAGGGGCAUGCUGGAGAGGACCCUGAAGGCCGCCGUCCACUCGCUGUACGUGGAAACCCUGAAGUGUAAACCGGACCUUUGAGUUGACCAGUAAGUGGGUAAAGCCUUCGAGUUGACCAGCAAGUGGGACACCAGCAACCACUUCCUUGCUGAGAGCGGUUUCACCCAUUUCGCCGACUGGCGGUUCAUCCACUGUGCCCGUCUCAACUGCGUCCCACUCAAUGGAGCCAUCUGCCACGUGAACCGAGACAAGCGUUGCAGGAAGUGUGGCUACUCCAAUGAGACCCUGCCCCAUGUCCUGUGCAGCUGCAAGCCCUACUCCAGAGCCUGGCAGCUGCACCUCAACGUCAUCCAUAACCGCCUGGUGAAAGCCAUUGCACCGUGCCUGGGGGAGGUCGCCGUGAACUGCGCCAUCCCCGGUACCGACUGCCAGCUGCAACCUGAUGUUGUCGUCACCGAUGAGGCCCAGAUCAUCCUCAUCGACAUCAGAGUCUCCUUUGAGAACAGAAACCCAGCCUUUCGUGAAGCCCGAGCUUGUAAGCUGGAAAAGUACGAUCCCCUGGCCGACACCUUGAGAGCGAAGGGCUAUGAGGUGCAGAUGGAUGCCCUGCUUGUUGGAGCCCUGGGCGCCUGGGACCCUGCAACGAGCGUGUGCUGCAGACCUGCGGGAUCAGUCGAUGCUACACACGGCUCAAGCGGCGCCUCAUGGUCUCAGACACCAUCUGAUGGUCCAGGGACAUCUACACCGAACACAUCACCGGCCACCAACAGUACCAAGAGGCAUGAGCCAGAGCGACAUCAUGCAUCGACUACGAGAAAGGGACUGAGAGACUUUUUCCAUUGGACCAUACGAACUGGAACUAUAAACUCACUGAAUGAUAAAUCUCACCAAAUGAAGUUUGAAAAGCCUGGUGUGCAGGAAGAUUGGGAUUACCCUGACAUGGCUAAGGAGGCAGGUCAGAAGGCUUUAGCUGAUGCAGGUGUUCCUUACUCGGCAGUGGAGCAGGCAUGUGUGGGCUAUGUUUACGGUGACUCAACAUGUGGUCAACGGGCUAUCUAUCACAGUUUGGGAUUAACUGGCAUUCCAAUCAUUAAUGUUAACAACAACUGUUCCACUGGAUCCACUGCUUUGUUCAUGGCCCGGCAAGUGAUCCAGGGAGGUUUGGCAAAUUGUGCUUUGGCUCUUGGCUUUGAGAAGAUGGAAAGGGGGUCCCUUGAAGCUAAAUUCCCGAACAGGACAAAUCCACUAGAUAAACACACAGAAGUGAUGAUAAACAAACAUGGCUUUUCUGCUGCUCCAGUAGCCGCACAGUUCUUUGGAAAUGCUGGAAAAGAACAUAUGGAGAAAUAUGGGACAAAACCAGAACACUUUGCAAAAAUAGCAUGGAAGAAUCAUAGCCAUUCAACUAACAACCCGUUUUCCCAGUUCCAGAAGAAGUACAGUUUAGAUCAAGUGUUGCAGUCUCGCAAAAUUUAUGAUUUUUUGACUAUUUUACAGUGUUGCCCAACAUCUGAUGGAGCUGCAGCUGUGGUUUUAGCGAAUGAGGAAUUUGUGAGAAAACAUGGAUUGGAGUCAAAAGCGGUGGAAAUUGUGGCCCAAGAGAUGGUCACUGAUCUUUCAAGUACAUUUGAGGAGAAUAGUUGUAUUAAGGCGGUUGGCUAUGAUAUGAGUAAAGAAGCUGCGAAAAGAUGUUUUUCCAAAGCAGGUCUGAAACCUACAGAUGUGGAUGUGAUUGAGCUCCAUGAUUGUUUCUCAUCUAAUGAGCUUGUUACUUAUGAAGCUUUAGGACUUUGUCCUGAAGGAAGAGCUGGGGAGCUGAUUGAUAGAGGAGACAAUACUUAUGGUGGAAAAUGGGUGGUAAACCCCAGUGGUGGUUUGAUUUCAAAAGGACAUCCAUUGGGUGCCACAGGUCUGGCUCAGUGUGCUGAACUCUGCUGGCAGCUAAGAGGGGAAGCUGGGAAGAGACAAGUUCCUGGUGCAAAGGUUGCUCUGCAACAUAACAUAGGCCUUGGUGGUGCUGUAGUUGUAACAUUAUACAGAAUGGGUUUUCCUGAAGCUGUAAGCACCCAGCGCAUCCAGGCUAUUCCCACCAGCGCAAGUUUUGAUGGAUUUAAGGCCAAUCUUGUCUUCAAAGAGAUUGAAAAGAAACUUGAAGAGGAAGGAGAACAAUUUGUCAAGAAAAUUGGUGGUAUCUUUGCCUUCAAAGUAAAAGAUGGUCCUGGUGGUAAAGAAGCAACUUGGAUAGUAGAUGUGAAAAAUGGUAAAGGCUCUGUAGGUACUAAUUCAGAUAAGAAGGCUGACUGUACAAUUACAAUGGCUGAUUCUGACUUGUUGGCUUUAAUGACUGGCAAAAUAAAUCCACAGACAGCUUUCUUUCAAGGUAAAUUGAAGGUUUCUGGGAACAUGGGCAUGGCUAUGAAGCUUCAGAGCCUACAGCUUCAGCCAGGCAAAGCUAAACUUUGAAUUCAUUUGACUGCACUUCACACAAGACUUGAUUAUAUAUAUAUAUAUGUCAACAUUUAGAGUGGAACUAGACAUGGAAAGUAACAGUAGUACAGGUUUUUCUAAAUUUGGGUAGCCAGAUUCAUCUUUCUUAUACUUAAUAGAGUGUUAAUAGAGAUUUCAGUACUGUCUUGCUGAACUCCAUAUAUCUGUCUAGUGCAAAGUGAAUGUAGUCAUUGUGACUUUAGACUAAACUCAGACACUCAUAAUGGUUAUAAACAGUAUAAUGCAAGGAAUUAUAUGAACAAAAAUUGGUGUUAACCAGUCUGAAAUUUUUAAAAGCCUCACAUAUUAUUAAUGAGAAAGGUCACUUUGCUGUCAUUGAACUUUAUAACAAAUUGCUUCUUUAAUUAAAAUUAUUUUUGAGAGGGAUCACUACAGCUACAUAACUCUUUUUAAACUCUUGGGAAUCUGCUUUUAAAAUAUUUUCCAUACUGCUGCUUUGGAAAUUAAAAAAAACCCCAACCUCUGUAAGUAAAUAAAAACAUUCAAAAUUAGUGGUGAGACCAAAACUUGCUUUGCGAUUCACAGCAUUAAUUGUAAUGCCUCAUCACCUUGAAAUAAGAUAAUGGGGAAAAUCAGAUAACAUAUUAAAAUCUGCUUUGUUUAAAUACUUUCCUCGAGUUGAUAAUUCUCUUUAAGUUCUUACCUAAUACUGUAAAAAAUUCUUAUUCCUUUGUAUUUGGUUUUGGAGAAAUAAUGUAUUCUGGUCAAAUGUUUAAUAGAAAAUUAAAUAUGCUUUUCCUGUUC